Molecule: messenger RNA, 1526 nt
Organism: Pararge aegeria (speckled wood butterfly)
Lineage: Eukaryota; Metazoa; Arthropoda; Insecta; Lepidoptera; Nymphalidae
Product: aldo-keto reductase AKR2E4-like
Exons: 8
Coding region: 376-1287 (303 amino acids)
Cellular component (GO): cytosol
Molecular function (GO): aldose reductase (NADPH) activity
Source: RefSeq, a predicted model, not a curated record
UUAUUAGCUAUAAAUUUAUGUUACUAAGUAUCUACGUACUAUCAGUUUUGUAACGAUUCUGCACUGUAUUGUGUUAAUGAUAAAACUUUAUUUUGGCGAAGGGGUUUACAUAGUGCCUACGGAACCCUGGGAGCGAACCUAAUUCGCACUUAGCCAAUUCUUAACUUUUGAAUCAGCCACACAAUUUCAUUAAAUUAUGUGUUAAUAGCGAAUGCGUUCAUUUGAUAAGUAAUAAUUAAUGAUAACGAAACACAUAAACACCCAAAGCUGUAAGUAGUUAUUGAAGUACUUAGCAGAUUACCGCAUAAAAUAAGGCGCUCUCUGUAUAGCAUUUGAAGUUCUGAAUGAACAGUGUCGGAUACAUCUCCAAUUAACAUGAAAGUAAAGAACGUUACACUUAACAAUGGCCAAGAAAUGCCAAUGGUGGGACUUGGCACCUAUGCGCGUAAGUCACAACCCGGACAGUUCCGGCAAGCUGUGGAAUGGGCUAUUGAGCUAGGUUACAGGCAUAUAGAUACAGCUGCAGCGUACAAAAAUGAGGAAGAAGUCGGCGAAGGAAUAGCAAACAAAAUAAAUGAAGGAGUAGUUAAAAGGGAAGAUUUAUUCAUAACUAAUAAGCUUUGGAACGACUGCCAUGCCCAAGAUGUUGUAGUCAAAACUCUGAAGGAAUCGCUAAGGAAAAUGAAAUUGGAUUACAUUGACUUGUAUUUAGUACAUUGGCCCGUUUCAGUAAAUGCUAAUGGCGUAGACACGGCAAUAAGCUAUUUGGAAACGUGGAAAGGGAUGGAGGAGGCCGUUAAAUUAGGCCUUGCGAAAUCCAUUGGAGUUUCCAAUUUUAAUGAGAAACAAAUUCAAGAAGUACAUAAUAAGGCUGUUAUCAAACCUGCUGUCAACCAAUUUGAGAUAAACCCAACUCUAACCCAGCAUCAGCUGGUAAAUCUUUGCAAGCAGCUGUCGGUAUUGCCUGUGGCAUAUACGCCAUUGGGCCUUAUAUCGGAAGCCAGGCCAGAAUUUGCCGGGAUAGACGUCAUAAAAACAGAUCCAAAAUUAGGAGGAAUUGCUACGAAAUAUGGAAAAACUCGAGCGCAGAUAGCUUUGAGAUACUUGAUCCAGCGUGGGAUUCCCGUAAUACCGAAGUCAUUCACGAAGUCGCGAAUUGAAGAGAACUUGAAUGUCUUUGAAUUUCACUUGACAGACGAAGAAAUAGACAUCGUGGACAAUUACAAUUUGAACCAUCGCUGCGUGCCGGGGAAGGGUUUUGAGAAAUAUGAAUAUUACCCAUAUUAAUUGUUUUUUUACAAUAGUUUUAUGUUUCUCAUUGUCCUCGGCAUAUUGCUAUUCCACUUGUGGCCUCCUUUUUUAUCUUAAAGUGCAAUAAUUGUUUAUGUAGAACAUUCCAAAACUGUAAAGCUCAGUACGUAAGCUCCGUUAUUAAAAAGACUCGCUUCAGAAAGCUGGUUCGCUUCAGGAAGUCCCAAUCACAAAUUAUACUAUUGAAUAGUGAAAUAUUAUGUAAAUGUUUUUUU